Drosophila obscura is the source of this 1538-nucleotide messenger RNA. It is a transcript of the gene lms, whose product is annotated as ventral anterior homeobox 2. Lineage: Eukaryota; Metazoa; Arthropoda; Insecta; Diptera; Drosophilidae. Gene Ontology annotation, biological process: regulation of DNA-templated transcription. The transcript is spliced from 3 exons. Bases 77 to 1249 code for a protein of 390 amino acids. Gene Ontology annotation, molecular function: DNA-binding transcription factor activity, RNA polymerase II-specific; DNA binding. The record is from RefSeq and is a predicted model, not a curated record.
UCGACGCGCGCUGUUGUUUGUGCAGCGAGUUGCCUGCCGUUCGAUCCUCGAAGCCACAGCAGUACCAAAUUCAAAUAUGAAUUCCCAAUCGUCGGCGCGUCGGUAUCCGCACAGUUUCUCCAUCGAUCAGAUUCUGGCCAAGCCAGAGCUGCGCACCACCAAUAACUUCGAGGUGAUUGGCACGCCACAAGCCGCAUCGCAGGAUGACAGUGGCAGCGGCAGCACUUGUGAUGUGUCGCGCGUCUCCAGUCCGGCCACAUCGAGCUGCAUGGAGGAUGCUCUGGACGAUUCCAAAAGUGAUAUAGAUAUUGCCUCAGAUGACGGCAACGCGCUCGGCGACGAUCGAAAGAAGCGACCGCGAACUGCCUUCUCGGCGGCACAAAUCAAGGCACUGGAAACGGAGUUCGAGCGGGGCAAGUAUCUGUCGGUGGCCAAGAGGACGGCGCUGGCAAAGCAGCUCCAGCUGACGGAGACGCAGAUCAAAAUCUGGUUCCAGAAUCGUCGCACCAAAUGGAAGCGCAAGUACACGUCGGAUGUGGAGACGCUGGCCUCCCACUACUACGCCCAGCUGGGCAUCGGGGGCCUGGCCCGACCCAUGGUGGUCGGAGAUCGCCUCUGGCUCUUCAGCCAAACGCCCGCCGGCCCCACACCCAUCCAGUCCAUCAUGCUGAACGGCAGUGGUUCCGCUGCGCCCAUGACAGCGGCCACAGCGACGCCAAUGCGUCCGUAUCCAACCAGCGGCGGAAUGCCACCGCUGCCGGUACCCAGUGUCAUGGAGAGCGCUCGCAAUGCCAUUCUGUCCCGUGGACAGCCCCUCAACUUUGCCCUGCCCUUUGGCGUGUCCAAGUCGCCUGCGGGUGGAGGAGGUGGAGUGCCCUCCGGCAGCUAUGUGCCGCGCUGCAAGUCCUAUGCGGGAGGGUACAUGGACUACGUCCCGCCACAUCCUCAGAGCGAGGCAUAUCUCCAGCUGAAGUACGCCACCCUGACACCGGAAAUGGAAACGGAAACAAGCUCGACCAACGGCCUGGCCGAGCUGGAACGUGUUUUUGGGGACGCCAAUGCCAACUUUCUGCAGCACCGGAGCGUCCCUGGCACAGGAGGUGCCACGUCCUAUGGUCACGAGGCACUGGCCCAGGCCCAGCGCAGCCGCAGACCCACGCAAUCGGAGUCCGAGUGCAGCGACAUCGACUGCGAGCAGCUGGACGAGGAUGAGGAGACGGCAGCGGCAGUGGCAGCGGCAGCGGAGUAGCCAGCAGCCAACUAUUUGGAUGCAGUCAUCUUAAGAAUUUAUUUUAUGUAUGUUCCAGUUUAGAUAGGAAAACUACCCGUCAAGAAACUUGAAUAUCGAAUUGUAUCAAACAUUUCAAGGGCAGACAAGUUCAUAAGUCACGAAAGAGUGAAAUACAAUUUGGUUACAGCCCGAUUGAUGUCGUAGGCAAUCCAGACUAUUUGUAGCAUAUAAUCUCCUUCCGGAAAUGGCAGCACACUACUAAAAUGGUGAUUAAAAGUCGUGGUGGGUAUCUUUUCCAUGAUAACAG